This is a messenger RNA of Lacerta agilis (Sand lizard), 3625 nucleotides long. RefSeq names its product integrin alpha-X-like. Gene Ontology annotation, cellular component: integrin complex; external side of plasma membrane. Gene Ontology annotation, biological process: cell-cell adhesion; cell adhesion mediated by integrin; cell-matrix adhesion. The record is from RefSeq and is a predicted model, not a curated record. Bases 106 to 3582 code for a protein of 1158 amino acids. The transcript has 30 exons. Gene Ontology annotation, molecular function: integrin binding. NCBI's taxonomy places the organism in Eukaryota, Metazoa, Chordata, Lepidosauria, Squamata, Lacertidae.
UUAGCUGCCAGUUACCUUCAAAGCAGCCCCAUUGCCUGCCGGGCUCCCUGCUUUUCUACUCUUUCAUCCACUGGUCAUUUCAUCCCAGUCUAAAUAAUACUAGGCAUGGAUCUUCCAGCACUGCUUUUUUACCUGGGCACAGUGCUGGUGUCGCGGUGUUGCGGAUUUAGCGUGGAUGUGACUACACCAACCAUCUUUCAGAUAAGAACUCAGAGCUUUGGGAGCAGCGUGGCACAGACCAGGAAUGAGGUGCUUGUCGGUGCCCCACUUCAGCAUGGACGAGUGAAUGAAAUGGGUAAACUUUACCGGUGCACCUACAGUUCAAGUGCCUGUACAGAGAUUAGCAUCCAACGGCCUAUGGAUGCUGUCAAUAUGUCCCUUGGUCUGUCAUUGGUUGCCAGGGAUUCUCAAAUCUUGGUGUGCGGCCCCACAGUACACCGGGCCUGUGGAACAAACAUGUAUAUGAAUGGCUACUGUUUCCUUCUGGAUCAAAAGCUCCAAAAGAUCCAGCAGUUUCCAGAGAUCUUACCAGAAUGCACUACCCACCCAACAGAUAUUGUGUUCUUGAUUGAUGGCUCAGGCAGCGUCAGUAACCAGGACUUCGAAAGAAUGAAGUGGUUUGUCUCUGAGGUCAUCAAGAGGUUGUCUGGCAGGAACACACGGUUUGCCCUGGCACAGUAUUCCACUGGUUUCACAGAACACUUUGAUUUCAAUGCUCCAGAUCCGUCUAAUAAUGUCUUGGGUGUCACACAAAGUCGCGGCAUGACCUAUACAGCCACUGCCAUCAGAAAAGUUGUAAGGGAGAUUUUUAUCCCAAGGAAAGGCUCCAGAAAUGGAUCUACCAAGAUUCUUGUUGUGAUAACAGAUGGUCAACAGAAUGAUCAACUUCAGUAUUGGAAUGUGGUGCCAGAGGCUGAACGAGCAGGGAUCAUCCGUUAUGCUAUUGGGGUUGGCAAUGCUUUCUCAACUGAACGUGCCAGGGAAGAGCUGAAUACCAUCGCUUCUGAACCUGACAACGAGCAUGUAUUUGCAGUGCACAAUUUUGAUGCCCUGAAAGGCAUCCAGGAUCAGCUACAGGAUAAAAUCUUUGCCAUAGAAGGUACCCAAUUCCAGAGCAGCAGUUCCUUCCAGAUGGAAAUGUCCCAGGAAGGAUUCAGUGCCUUACUGACUCGGGAUGGUUCUGUCUUGGGAGCAGUGGGAGCAUUUGACUGGUCUGGAGGCAUAUUUCUGUAUCAGAACAGUAACAGAGACCCAAGCUUUCUUAAUGCCUCCAGCGCCACUGAAGAGAUGAAGAAUGCUUAUCUUGGCUAUUCUUCUCAAGCUGUCCUGCUUAAUGGGAGAAGUGGUCUUGUAGUGGGAGCCCCCCGCUAUGACUACGUGGGCAAAGUGGUUCUCUUUGAGAAAGCAGCCAGGAGUGGGAAGUGGCAGCUGAUGGCUGAAGCUGUUGGAGAACAGGUUGGUUCCUAUUUUGGAGCAGCGCUGUGCUCUGUGGACCUUGAUCAAGACUCUAAUACGGACUUGGUGCUGGUUGGAGCCCCCAUGUACUAUGAGGCUAUUACAGGAGGAAGGGUUUAUGUCUGUCAUUUUAAGCAAGGAACACUUCACUGCACCACGACUUUGAAAGGAGAAGCAGGGCACGUUUUCAGUCGCUUUGGUGCCAGCAUGGCAGAAACAGGUGACAUCACCGGGGAUGGAUGGAUGGAUGUGGCGAUUGGGGCACCCAUGGAGAACGAGAAUGUAGGAGCCUUAUAUAUAUUUGGGGGGAAACGAACAUCUAUCAACCCCAAGUACCUCCAGCGCAUUGAAGGGCUCAAGUUUUCUGGAGGGUUUUUGUACUUUGGCCAAGCUGUCAGUGGAGGAACAGACCUUACAGGGGAUGGCCUGAAGGAUAUUGCUGUUGGACAACAAGGAAGGGUCCUGUUAAUGAGGACAUGUCCUGUUCUACGUGUGUCGGUCUCCAUUGAGUUCUUCCCUCCUUUAAUCCCCACCUCAAACUUCCAGUGUCAGGAACAGGAAUCUCUCAAGGCUGAAGCCAGCAUGGCAAAAGUGUGCUUUACCGUUGCCAAAGCUAUUCAGGAUAAACUAGGUGAAAUCUCUAGUGACCUGUACUACACUUUGGCCCUAGACCAUGAGAGAACAAAGAUUCGAGCCACCUUCAGCUCUAAAUCAGCCCUGACUGCAAACAUUCAGAUAGGCCUUGAGAAUAAAUGCCAGAACCACCCAAUUGAGUUGCCUAUAUGCAUUGAGGAUACUCUGACGCCUAUCACCUUGCGGCUCAAUUUCAGCCUCAUAGCGAAGCCCAUCGCUAAAGCCCGCAAACUACAGCCCAUCCUGAGCAAAGACUCAGAAAAGAACCACACAGCACUGCUCCACUUUGAGAAAAACUGUGGCACGGAUGGGAAAUGUGAAGACCGUUUAGAAGCAUCAUUUAAUUUCUCAGGCCUGGACAUUGUAGUUGUAGGUCUGACUGGUGAGUUCAAUGUAACAGCUUUCAUCCAGAAUCAUGGAGAAGACUCUUACAGCACCACACUGGGCUUUUUCUACCCUGCAGGGUUAUCCUACCGCAAGGUCACUUUACCACAGCCCAGCAGGAGGGGCGUGAGUGUUAAGUGCCAUUCAGUUACCGCGUCUGAAGAAGAUGUCGGCAGGAACACCACCUGCAAUGUCAAUCACCCAAUUUUCUACAGUAGAGCAAAGGUUAUCUUCAUUGCCACAUUUGACGUCUCCCCAGAUGCUGAUCUAGGGGACACUCUGCGGAUCAUGGCCAGUGCCAACAGUGACAACGGUGGCAACAUCACCAAGGAUACAGUUCACGAAGCAGAUUUGCCUGUCAAAUAUGCUGUGUAUAUCAUUGUCACAGCCAUUGAGGAGUCAACCAAGUACAUUAACUUCACAGCUGGCCAAGAGGAUGCAAGCAAGAACGUGGAACAUCGAUAUGAGGUGAAAAAUCUCCGUCAACGAAAUGUCCCCAUCUCUGUGACAUUUCAGAUCCCUGUAAAACUGAAAGGGAUCCAGGUGUGGAAUGUGUCUCAGGUUGUCUCUUCCCAGUCUCAGUUUGCCAGGUGUGUCUUGGAGAGAGAAAGUGCUGGCACCAAAGAUUUCCCAGUGACAAAGGACCUCCCCCUUCUGGACUGUUCUGUAGCCUCCUGCAAGAUAAUCCGUUGUGACAUUUUGUCACUGAAGACACGGGAGCCGCUGGAAUUCCGGAUCAAGGGGGAUGUCGGUUUCCAGUGGGCAUCUCAGAUCCAGCAGAAGAAAGUUGCCUUGGUGAGCAUGGCACAGAUUUCCUAUGAUGAGAAAAAAUACACACAGAAGGAAGGCUUUGCACAGGCCCAGGUGCAGACCAUGGUGGAACAAAUAGAGAUGUACAACUACCUGCCUGCGAUCAUUGGCAGUGCCAUUGCGGGGCUUGUUCUUCUCGCUGUCAUUGCUGCAGUCCUCUACAAGGUUGGGUUCUUCAAGCGCCAAUAUAAGCAGAUGCUUACUGAGGCUGGGGCUGGUGACGAAGCUGCAGAUCCCACCCCACAACCCACCCCUCAAGACCUAGACACCUCUCCUCCCAGCAAAGACACUGUCUACUAAUAAGCCUCCUGUUCCUCUGCAGCUUUUCAAUACUCUGGGGAAG